Molecule: messenger RNA, 3758 nt
Organism: Coregonus clupeaformis (lake whitefish)
Lineage: Eukaryota; Metazoa; Chordata; Actinopteri; Salmoniformes; Salmonidae
Product: NADP-dependent malic enzyme
Exons: 15
Coding region: 234-2072 (612 amino acids)
Biological process (GO): pyruvate metabolic process; malate metabolic process
Cellular component (GO): mitochondrion
Molecular function (GO): malate dehydrogenase (decarboxylating) (NADP+) activity; malate dehydrogenase (decarboxylating) (NAD+) activity; NAD binding
Source: RefSeq, a predicted model, not a curated record
UCCGAUUGGUCGGCCGUGACAAAAUGGGUGGUUCUACUACAGGAACGUGAACGCCUACCGUCUGGUGAAAGCGUCAACGUCAAUAAGCUUGUAUCGACUGUUUAGAUCUUUCUCAACAUCCACUGAUAAAAACGUCAGUGACGGAGAGCGACGGUCGUCUGCUACCCCAACCCUAAGAUUGAGCUUUUUGCAGAUACGAACUCAAGGGCAGCGUCAAACCGUGUUCAGGAAAUAUGAACUCCCUACCGGGAAGGAGUGUGUCGCUGUGCAGAAGCACCACAGCGGGCGCUAUGAGGGUCCUCAUGGGUGCACCAGGUCACCCUGUCACCAUAGCCUGUGUGACUUGCCUCGAGGCCGUCAGAGGGUGUCACUCGGGCUCCAAGGGCAGCGUCAACACCAAGAAGCGCGGUUAUGACAUCACCAGAAACCCACACCUGAACAAGGGCAUGGCCUUCACCCUGCAGGAGCGCCUGCAGCUGGGCAUCCACGGCCUGCUGCCCCCCGUCUUCCUCUCCCAGGACAUCCAGGUGCUCCGCAUCAUGAGAAGCUAUGAGGGCCGCACCCCCCUCGACAAGUACAUUUUGCUGAUGACUUUGCAGGACAGGAAUGAGAAGUUGUUUUACCGCCUGCUGACGUCUGAUGUAGAGGAGUUCAUGCCCAUCGUCUAUACGCCUACUGUAGGGCUGGCCUGCCAACAGUACGGACUGGCCUUCAGGAGACCACGAGGUCUCUUCAUCACCAUCCAUGAUAAAGGCCACAUCGCCACCAUGCUCAACUCCUGGCCUGAGGAGAACAUCAAGGCCAUCGUGGUGACGGACGGAGAGCGUAUCCUGGGUCUGGGGGACCUAGGUAGUUACGGCAUGGGCAUCCCCGUGGGCAAACUGGCCCUGUACACGGCCUGCGGAGGAGUGCCACCCCAACAGUGUCUGCCAGUGCUGCUGGACGUGGGCACCGACAACCAGGCGCUCCUGGAAGACCCCCUGUAUAUCGGUCUAAAGCACAAGAGGGUCAGAGGAAAGGAGUAUGAUGAUCUCAUCGAUGAGUUCAUGCAGGCAGUUACUGACAAGUACGGGAUGAACUGUCUGAUCCAGUUUGAGGAUUUUGCCAACGCCAACGCCUUCCGCCUCCUCAACAAGUACCGCAACCACUACUGCACCUUCAAUGAUGACAUCCAAGGCACAGCCUCGGUAGCAGUAGCUGGGGUCUUGGCUGCUUUGAAGAUCAUCAAGAACAAACUGUCAGACCACACCUUUGUGUUCCAGGGAGCAGGGGAGGCUGCACUGGGCAUCGCCCACCUGCUGAUCAUGGCCAUGGCGAAGGAGGGCGUGUCCGCCAUGGACGCUGCAAAGAAGAUCUGGAUGGUCGACUCCAGGGGCCUCAUCGUCAAGGGCAGAGGAAACCUGAACCAUGAGAAGGAGGAGUUUGCCCAUGACCACGCCCACGUCAAGACCCUGGAGGAGGUGGUGCACACCAUCAAGCCCACUGCCAUCAUCGGUGUGGCGGCCAUCGGAGGGGCAUUUACUGAAAACAUCAUCAAGGACAUGGCGUCCUUCAACGAGAGGCCCAUCAUCUUCGCCCUGAGCAACCCCACCAGCAAGGCAGAGUGCACCGCCGAGCAGUGCUACCAACUCACCGAGGGGCGGGGCAUCUUUGCGAGUGGCAGCCCCUUUAGUAAAGUGACCCUGGCUGAUGGGCGCUCCUUCAUCCCCGGCCAGGGGAACAACGCCUACGUGUUCCCUGGCGUGGCGCUGGGGGUCAUCGCAUGCGGGGUGCGCCAAAUCUCUGACGACAUCUUCCUCACCACAGCUGAGGCGAUAGCUGACAUGGUAACAGAGGAGCACCUAGCCGAAGGGAGACUCUACCCUCCCCUCAACAGCAUCAGAGAGGUGUCCUUUAAGAUCGCUGUCAAGGUGGUGGACUAUGCUUACAGACACAACAUCGCCUCCCUGUACCCGGAGCCCAAGGACAAGGAGGCAUUUGUGCUCUCCCACGUCUACAGCCCCGACUACGACUCCUUCAUCCAGGACACCUACAACUGGCCCCAGGACGCCAUGAAUGUCCAGAACGUGUGAACUCCAUCUCCCAUCAGCCACCUCUCUUUCUGUCUCCAUUGUUCGAUCACUCUCAGUACAGCACAAGGGAGCCACAUAUCAGAAACGCACCGCCGCCUCUUCUCUCCAGCACUCGCAUAUUUUCACCAAUCAUCACUCAACUCCUUCUGAAGUUAGGUCAUCAAUACGAGACACUCCUUUGCCCCUAGACACUCCCCAGUGCCCAUAGUAAUGCAUAGGAUGUACAUAUUAGUUGCAGAUGACCAGUAGUUAGCCAGCACAGAGAUACUUUGAAGGGUAUUUUUGAAGGUUCAGUAACUUGAAGCCUCCUUUGUCUUUUGUAAUUGGUUUGUUUGUCAUAUCCACAACAUUGUAUCCAUACAGUCGUACUUCCAGGUUAUAGUGCCACAUCAUUUCAUGUAUAAAUUGAGGCUACCCUCAAACUGUUCUAUACAUUCUAUUUCUAUGUUCCCAUAUUCUAAUACCUUGGAAUUAUCUGUGAUUGAUACAGAAUCUGGAGACAGACUAUUGACAUCACCAUAGCGCCAUGGUAUUCUAUCUGUGUCCUGUGUCACCAAGCCCCUAAUAACACACUCUAUUGAGCUUUCUAGGCCUGGUCCAGUCUGUGUGGUCUAGCUUCAAUAACUAACAGGCGAAACUCUAAUAUAAAUUACAUAAUAUUAUUACAAAAGGCUAGGUCUCUCAGGCAUCUAUUGUAGGGUGCAUCUCAGGAGUCUUACCUGGCUUCCUUCCCUUGACUCCUUCAUCUUUACUACAUCUGCAUCUGCAAAAUGGACAAGGGAAAGCAAAUUCCCAUUAGGCAUUCACCAUAUCGCCUUCACCUGUCCAUUGUUUUUUAAUUAGUCAGGAUGAAAGGAGAUGGGAGACGAGGACCCCCGUUUUAGACUAUUAAGAUGGGCCCCUUGUCCGGACAUCAACGCACAAACCCUCAUAAUGCCUUCCUCUGUUUGACCUUCUGACCUCACAAUGUCAUAUCCUGCAGUCUUUGGUUGGAGGAUUCUAUCAGAUAUUAGUAAGGAAUGAGAUGUACAAGCCAGUUCACACUGUUCAUUACCUCCUCAUUGAUUUUCAAGCGCAACUCCUUUAUAUUAUUAACUGACAUAUUGCUCCUUGUUGUCCCUGCAUGCUUUAGGCUACACUCCUGCCAAAGCCUGGGUUAGGACAGGGCCAGAUAGACAAUCUAUAGAACUUCAAGCCUUGUAACGUAACACAAGCAUGCAUAUGAAAUGGCUUGAUUAUCAUGUUGCAUGGCAGUGAUUGGUUAGAUUGUUUGGUAGCAGGAUGCAUCAUGGGACUAUUGUCUUUUAUACGCAGGUUGCACUGGGCAUAGCCCACUUGCUGAUAAUGGCCAUAAAGUUAUAAAGGAUAUAUUUUUUAAAGGAUAUAAAAUAGGGCUUUUAAUUUAUUUUAAAAAACACUCCCUGUUCAUCUUAUAUUUUUCCUCUAGACUUUGUCACUGAUCGCCUGUUUGAUAUGCGAGUGUCAGUAGAGUUUUAACGAGAUGCAUAGCUACAUGGUUUUAUCCCCAAUGUCACUACCUGUAGCAACUGACUUCAGGUCUGUGAGGUGCCGAAAGUUAAUGUACAGAGGUAUCUUUGAGCAAGCACUCGUGCAGUGUUUCCCAACCCUGGUCCUCCAGUAGCCCCAACAGUACACAUUUUCAUUGUAACCCUGGACAAGCACACC